AUGAUAACUGACAAUGCUGACAAGAGAUUAUUGACUCUGUGGGUUGAAGUUGAAGGCAAGUCUGAACCUAUGAUGACUGACACUGGAGCAACUUACACAUGCCGACACGUACGCGAGUUGGCAGCCCAAUGGAUAACAGACUUGACGUACGCAUUUUCCCCCUUCGCUUUGCUUGGACAACUUCCGGUCACGGCAUUUCUCCUUUUGCAUCUCCUGCGCACUGUGUGCUGUGCAAAGAAAUAUAGAGAAAUCUUUCUUGUCACAUACAUUACCUAUUUCACAGCAGAGGACUGCAGUGCUGCUGUACAAACCUCUUCUGCAGCAGCCAAUGUCCCUCAUCUGCCUGUCUCACAAUCACUUAAAGGUCCAAAAGACUCCAGUGCUGCUGUACAAACCUCUUCUGCAGCAGCCAAUGUCCCUCAUCUGUCUGUCUCACAAUCACUUAAAGGUCCAAAAGACUCCAGUGCUGCUGUACAAACCUCUUCUGCUGCAGCCAAUGUCCCUCAUCUGUCUGUCUCACAAUCACUUAAAGGUCCAAAAGACUCCAGUGCUGCUGUACAAACCUCUUCUGCAGCAGCCAAUGACCCUCAUCUGUCUGUCUCACAAUCACUUAAAGGUCCAAAAGACUCCAGUGCUGCUGUACAAACCUCUUCUGCAGCAGCCAAUGACCCUCAUCUGUCUGUCUCACAAUCACUUAAAGGUCCAAAAGACUGCAGUGCUGCUGUACAAACCUCUUCUGCAGCAGCCAAUGACCCUCAUCUGCCUGUCUCACAAUCACUUAAAGGUAACACUUAUACUACCAACUCUCUAUCUGUCCAUCCAUAAAUUCAUACAUCCUCUCAUCCAUAUAUUCUCCCUCCCAUUCUUCCAUACAUCCUCCCUAGACCUGUCUAUUUAAUCUGUCUGUCUGUCUGUCUGUCCAUUCAUUAUUCCGUCUGCAAGUUUC
Molecule: messenger RNA, 946 nt
Organism: Misgurnus anguillicaudatus (oriental weatherfish)
Lineage: Eukaryota; Metazoa; Chordata; Actinopteri; Cypriniformes; Cobitidae
Source: RefSeq, a predicted model, not a curated record